This is a messenger RNA of Drosophila santomea, 1005 nucleotides long. RefSeq lists its product as uncharacterized. The transcript has a single exon. The record is from RefSeq and is a predicted model, not a curated record. The coding region runs from base 72 to 827 and encodes 251 amino acids. NCBI's taxonomy places the organism in Eukaryota, Metazoa, Arthropoda, Insecta, Diptera, Drosophilidae.
CACCUUGGGACUCAGUAUUGUCUACGUUUUACACCUUUACAUAACCGAAAUUACUCCCUGAAAAUCCCAAGAUGUAUCGAAAGAAUAAACGCAGCAUGUCGUUUGAGAUGCAACGCGAUCUCUACGAGAGCUGGCUGAUCCUGGCCAUUGCCGUGCUGUUCCGCUGGAAUCGCUGGCGUCCCUUGACCUAUGCCAUCAUAUCGCCACUGGAUCCCUACGCUAAGUACACCUCUGCAACGGUUGGCGACAACGAACGCUGGGCGGGUGUCUACUUUGGAUGCGGUCUCCUCCUGGCCAUCUUGCAGUACCGUCCGCUUUGGGUGCGACGGUGUCGUCAUCCCGUCCGCAUCCUGAUGCUGCUGUGCGAGGUGAUGCUGCUGCUCCAGCUGGUGCACUGGCUCGAUGGCCAGCUGUGGCACUCCUUCCUGGGCAUCAUCGAGGAGCUCUUGCUCGCAUUGGGACGAGGUCAGUGGGGCUCCUGGAUCUUUCGCUGUCCGGCCGGAGUGCGCACUCUGUUCCUGCGUGGCGAUAUCUUCGAUGUGUUCCGCCUGCUCGCCUCGUUCGUCAUCUUCGUCGUUGCCCUUAACUCGAUAGCUGGUGAAUGGAGGGUGUCCUUGGACUUUCUGCUGAUCGGCUGUUUGCCGAAAACUUCGCACAGGCGGCGGUUACUCUAUGUGAACUAUAAGCAGAAGGGCUUCGAGCGCAGAUGCAAUGGUCUGCCACCGAUUCCCCCACCCGAGCUCAUCAUCUACAGACGUAUGUGCCACCUGUGUCUGCAGCAACUGGAAACCACACCAGAGAACUGCAGCAAGCCACCGGCACUCUAAGUGCACCCGCUAAACACCGGGUGUCUCAGCACGCGGGUGUUUGUUGAAAAUGAAAUGAAGGGUAAAUGGGAACACCCAAGGAAAAGGUCGGGCACAGGCUGUUGCGUUUUCAUGUUUCUAAUGUAUUAACAAAAAACAAUCUUAUAUUUUAUUUAAUAAUUAUACCUUAUUAACUCUA